Messenger RNA from Phaedon cochleariae (mustard beetle), 3628 nucleotides. NCBI's taxonomy places the organism in Eukaryota, Metazoa, Arthropoda, Insecta, Coleoptera, Chrysomelidae. The record is from the annotation of a GenBank genome assembly.
AAAUGCAAAAGCAUUCACUAUCAAUCCCACUCCUUGAUUCUAAGGUACCCGCGAAAAGCUGUGUCUGCAAAUUCAUUCAUUCAUCACCACUGUUUCCAACGUGAAAUAAAACUUAUUUUACAUUUAACAUGUGAUUUAUUUAUCGAAAACGCAGAAUUUUUGCCCGGUGCGUUCGGAAGGCAACCCUUCAAACCAAAAUAUGAAGUGCCUCUUUUCGAUUUUUCUGUUGUUUUUCCUCUUCGUUUUCACCAACAUUCAAUGCAAUCUAGAAUGGAAGUCCGGGGUAGCGGAAAACGUUUUGAAAAACGGUCUAGUCAGCAACAAAUCCAACGUGAGUUCGUUGCCUUUGGCAAAUCUGCAACAGAAUAAUGUGGGAGUCAAUGUGAGAGGAAAGGACUAUCGUGGAAGGGCAUGUCUCAAAAACCUAACGGAAUGUAGAGAAAAGGGUGAUGGGUACCAAUCUACCACAGAUAGAUUGUCCACCAUCCUAUUUUCGUCUUUACCACCUUUCGACUUGAGCAAAGUCGACGGAGUGAACCAGAAAUGCCGGAAACAAAGCCAAAAAUACGUGCAGGACCUCAACGCCUUCCAAUAUUGGGCCCUACAAAUGUAUGAUUCCACCGCCAAAUUGCCAUCAGGAUUACUGAAUGGUAACGUCAACCAAUUUGGAGAUUUCGACAUGUGUUUGGCAGCCAAUUCGAUAGAGCACGACAUCAAAGGGCAAUAUUGUCUGGCCUCCAUGGAAGUUCAGACCCCGCAGAAUCACUAUUUGACUGGACUUUAUCAACUCGUCCACGCUCAUCACCAUUUCAAGAGUAAAUUAGAAGACGUAAGUCCAGGCCACAGAGUUCCUCGCUUCUCCAGCAUAAACUGGGCGCUGUGCGUGCCCGCAUCUUGCACCUCUGAAGAUGUCGAACUCGGUCUCGAAACGUACGUCAACAAAAUGGUGGAAGGCACGGAAUUGCGCGUGCGCUACGAGGUCGACCCGUCAAUGUGUCAGAAGAAAACAGAAUGGCAACUACCGCUGUCCAGCCGUAUAGCUUUGGCGGGUUUUGUACUCUUCUUCCUAUGGGAAUUCUUCGCUACCGUGUAUGAUUAUUACGCAGUCGGAGAAAAAAGUAAAUGGAUCAUGGCAUUUUCCGUGAAGGAAAACUUCAUAUCGUGCUUUAGUUUUAAACGUUCCCCUGACGAUAUACAGGCCGUCCACGGGAUCAGGUGUCUGAACGCCCUUUUGCUUUUGGCCUCUCACAAAUCCAUGGCCACCUUUUUCAUGCCUUACGCCAACAGAACCCAAUUCAUCGAGUACAUGGGCAGGCCCUUUUCGGUGAUAGGAAGGGCGGCCAGCUUGUACACCGACCCUUUCAUCAUGAUGUCGGGCAUGUUGACGACCUACUCUCUGCUGGGCCGUCUCCGCAGGGCGAACAAGAUCGACGUAGGGCAAGAGUACGUGUCGAGGCUGUUCAGGAUAGUGCCCGCCUUCGCGGCCCUUAUAGCCUUUUGCACGUUCCUCUUGCCGUGGAUCGACGCCGGCCCUUUGUGGCACCAGGUGGUCACCCAGCACUCGGAUAUUUGCAAGAAGAACUGGUGGAGGAAUUUGCUCUUCGUACACAACUAUUUCGGCUUCGAGGAUAUGUGUCUGACUCAUACACACCACGUUGGCAUCGAUACUCAACUCUUUUUUGUAUCGCCCUUUCUAGUCUACCUGCUGUGGAAAUGGCCCAGAAGAGGGAGUAUCAUUCUUAUCUCUCUGGCGACGAUCUCCACCGUUAUGCGGUUCUACGUUUCCUACACGAUGAGACUGUCCAACUACGUGCAUUUCGGCACAUCGAUACAGCAACUAUUCCAAACAGCUGACCACAUGUACAUUUUGCCAGCUCACAGGGCCACCGUGUAUAUAAUGGGCAUAUUUCUCGGAUACAUUCUGAGAAACUUUUCCCACAUCCAAAUGACCAAGUUCCAAAUCAACUUGGGCAACGCCGUGGCUCUAUUCAGUUUUUGCGUGUCCAUAAUAGGACCCUCGUUCAUGAGCAGCAUCGAAUACGAGUACCAGCCCCUAGAUGCCGCAUGGUAUGCGGCAGUCUCCCCCAUUUUGUGGUGCCAUUCCUUCGCCUGGAUUAUAUUCACCUGGCACUUAGGAUACAAAGGUUUGCUAGGACGAAUAUUUUCCGACAAAAUUUUCAUAUUUUGGACGAAAAUCUCGUACACAGUCUACUUGACUCAGUUUCCCGUCUACUUUUUCAAUGUGGGGACAACUAGGUCCUCUUCGGAGGCGGGAUUCUUCUGGAGCACCUUCAAUCUCAAGGAGUACGUGUGGGUUAUAGGGUUGUCCCUAAUGCUGACCCUCACCUUCGAGAUGCCCUUCCAAAAAGUCCGACAAAUUUUGCUGAGCAACCAGCGGAAUAAGAAAAUCAACGAAGAGGAGAUCGUCGCCGCCAAAAAAGAAAAAGUUUCCUGAGAGGGACGUGAAAAAUCACAAAAAUAUUGUAUAUCCCAGUGUGUCCUUAUUUUUAAUUAUAGUAGUAGGAGGAGAAUAUUGCCAUUGAAUGUAAAUACGUGUUAUUAGGGAAGAAAUAUUCAGGGACUGACAAGACUAUGUACAUUAUUCCUACUGGUUCUGGUCCAAUUUAGAAUUAAUGUUUUUGGGUUUAUAAAUUUCAACCGUGAUUUUACUAUUAGCAAUUAAGAUAUUUAUACCAUUGACUAUUAUUAUAUUCCUGAUUAAAUUGAAGUAUUCUUUGAGAUGAUGUUCCUAAGUUGUUCAAUAGCUUUUUAUACAGGGUGUUUCAAAAAACAUUGCAAAAUAAGUUGGGUUUGCUCAGUGAAAAAAUGUCGUAACGGCAUCCGUUUUCAUGAUACAAGGUGUUGAAAUAAUUUUUUUUUUCAUUUUUUACGAUUAUGUUGAAACUACUGGCAACAUUGUGAUGAAAUGUUGUAUGGAUGUUUCUUGGAAUCUGACACAUCGCAUGCAUUUGUUUUUAUAUCUGACUCUCAUAGAGGGCGCUAGUGUGGAGGCAGAUAGCCCGAAGGCCCCAUUCCAAAUCUAAUCUAAUCUAAGCGUAGAUAUUGUAUGUAUAUCUCUACCAAGGAAGCAAACUAACGCCAAUAUAUUUUACCUCACCCACGGGAGGUGACAUUUUUUUCCUUACGCUUACGUUCGAUGCAGUGAGUAGAAAAAAAAAUACUUACUACAUUUUCUCCUUCCUUUCGAAAAAUGCUUUGAUGACUAUUUCCUGCUCCUGCUCCUUAAACACCUUCUAACUGAUGAUUCCAUAGGAAAUCUGAAAAUAAUGAAUAAGUGUCAGUAGGUGCAUAUAAAUUGAUAUACGAUCUUCGUAAUAUGGAUAUUAUUAUGAAAGGAACUCAAAAAAUAUUUCAAUUAUCGCAAAGUCCUAUCGAUUUUUGAUAUGUAUGUUGCUAGUCAACACUUCUAGGUACUGUUUGACUGGCUUAUUCAUUCCCUUAUCAAUAAAGUGUCACUUUUAAUUCUAGUAAUAUUCGAUAUUACAACAUAUUUCAAAAUAAUUCUCAUAUUGAUGUUAACUUUUAUAUAAACAGUUGGGUAUUCCCAUUCACAAACAUUUUGCUAUACUAUUUCAAGAACAUAAUAGAGGUACUAUCAUAGUUCUCC